AUGUCGUUCCGUGGAGGAGGACGUGGAGGCGGAGACCGUGGUGGACGCGGCGGCUUCUCUUCUCGAGGCGGACGUGGUGGCUUUGGCGGUGGCGGACGUGGCGGCUACGCUAACGCUGGCCCUCCCGAGACAGUGCAGCCCAUGGGAAGCUUUAUGCAUGCUGUUGAGGGCGAGAUGCUCUGCCAGUCAACCGAUGCCAAGCACGUCCCAUACUUUAACGCCCCCAUCUACCUGGAAAACAAAUCGCAGAUUGGAAAAGUGGACGAAAUCCUCGGCCCGAUCAACGAAGUGUUCUUCACAGUGAAGAUGGAUCCGGGCAUGGUUGCGACAUCCUUCAAGGCCGACGACAAGGUGUACAUUUCCGGCGACAAGCUGUUGCCGAUCGAGCGGUUCCUGCCCAAACCAAAGUCGUUGACAAAAGCACCAAAGAAGAAGGGAGGAGCACGAGGUGGUGCUGCUGGUGGAAGGGGUGGAUUUGGCGGCGGACGUGGUGCACCAAGAGGUCGUGGUGGGUUCGGUGGUGGACGCGGUGGCGCAAGGGGCGGCGGAUUCGGCGCUCCACGCGGCGGUGGACGAGGCGCAUUCGGCGGUGGACGAGGCGGUGCAUUCAGCGGUGGACGCGGUGGAGCCGCAGGUGCAAGGGGUGGUUUCGGUGGUCGUGGUCGCGGUCGUGGAGGCUACUGA
Mycosarcoma maydis (corn smut) is the source of this 684-nucleotide messenger RNA. Its product is annotated as putative H/ACA snoRNP pseudouridylase subunit GAR1. Gene Ontology annotation, cellular component: box H/ACA snoRNP complex. Lineage: Eukaryota; Fungi; Basidiomycota; Ustilaginomycetes; Ustilaginales. Gene Ontology annotation, biological process: snoRNA guided rRNA pseudouridine synthesis; ribosome biogenesis. The record is from RefSeq and is a predicted model, not a curated record. The coding region runs from base 1 to 684 and encodes 227 amino acids. The transcript has 2 exons. Gene Ontology annotation, molecular function: box H/ACA snoRNA binding.